UUUCCGUUUGGCCGGUUUGGGGUUCUCUGUUGGCCAGGGUUUAAAAAAUCGGUGAAUAAGAUUGGGAAUCGUUUAAUUCGAUCAAUGGCGGAUUUCCGUAGUUUCGAAUCGGAAUAUUCCCACCAAUGGCCGAUUCUAGGGUUCUUGAGGCCGAUCUGAAUCGAAAUCGGCAGAGACCAAUUCCAUCAACCGAUUCUCUAGUGGUUCUCCACCAGUAUCAUCAAACCCAGCAAAAGCUUGUGUAAAAGAACCCUCGUCAGCAGCAGCAGCGUCAUCAUUCUCCUCAUCUGAGAGAGGAACAUCCUCAGCAUUUCCGGCUGCAUUAUCACCACAUGCGUAUGUCUCCCUAAAUACCAUUUAAAGUUCUUCAAGCCCUCUGAUCGAAGCCACCGAAGGAAACCACUGCUAAUCCAUUGCCAAAGCCCGAAAGGAUGUUGAUUUGGCCGCCAUUAUUGGCUUCAACGAUCAAUCGGGAGGUUUUUUGUCGCGAAAAUUGUUAAUUUGUUGCUCUCUGUUCUGUAUUGUGAGCAAAAUAACAUUCAGGACUGAUUUUGUUUGACGGAAGGACCACGCUACUUGCCGCCAUAGUUGACUGCAACGACCUUCGGUAAUGAUCUACCAAAGGUAAUCAGUUCAGGAUUGGGGGAUACUUAGAUUCUUUAAGAGGUGUUAAUAGAUGAAAACAAACGGUUCAUUUCUGACCUCUCUAUCAACCGCUCCAGAAGAUUUAAUAAAAUCGAAUAACCACUUAUUAUUAUCAAAAUUUCCCAAUCCUCAAACACCAUUGCUUGUGAACUAUUUUUUCGCGACAAUAUAGACUGAAUGGAAAUCAGGGUUUCUUCGCAUUAAUUGGAAAUCCCAAAAACAAGCCCCUUACCCUCCUUAUAUCCCUGGAUAAGCAUAUUUUCCAUUCGCCGUUGACACCUUCUCCCUGUCGAAAGUUGUAGGUGUAGUAAUGGAUGGUGAGCAGCCAAGCAGUGGUGACCGUUCAAGGACAAGUUGGACUCCACCAAUGGAUCGUUACUUCAUUGACCUUUUAAUAGACCAAGCACACAGGGGGAAUAGAAUUGGUAACUUAUUCAGCAAACAAGCAUGGAAGGAUAUGAUUUGCUUGUUCAAUGCCAAAUUUGGAUUUCAAUAUGAUACAGACAUUCUGAGAAACCGGUACAAAAGUCUUAGGAAGCAAUACAAUGAUAUAAAGAUCCUUCUUCAACAGAAUGGGUUUUGGUGGGAUGAAACCCGACAAAUGGUAGUGGCUGAUGAUUGUAUCUGGAACGAUUACAUCAAGGCACACCCAGAUUUGCGACCUUACAAAACGAAAAUUGUACCAUUCUAUAGUGAUUUGUGCAUGAUAUAUGGACAUUCAACUGCUGAUGGAAGAUACAGUCUAUCAUGUUAUGAUGUUGACAUUGACAUGGAAGAGAAGGAGAUCGAUACCCAACCCCCUGCCAGUGAUGAUCGUUCAAAGAUUGAUUGGACACCGACAAUGGACAAUUACUUUGUUGAGCUUAUGCGAGACCAGGUGCAUAAAGGGAAUAAGAUUGGUAACACAUUCAAGAAAAGAUCAUGGGUGCACAUGAUCACAUCAUUCAAUACAAAAUUUGGAUUUCAGUACGAAAAGGAUGUGCUGAAAAAUCGGUACAGAGGCUUGAGGAGGCAAUACAGUACUAUAAAGGUUCUUCUUGGCCAAAGUGGGUUUGGCUGGGACAAAACACGGCAAAUGAUUUCUGCUGAUGAUAAUGUUUGGGAUGAUUAUAUCAAGGCACACCCUACUGUGAGAGUGUACAGGAAUAAAAUCAUCCCAUAUUAUAGUGGCUUGUGUGUGAUUUGCGGUGAUGCAACUGUUGAUACAGAGCAAACUCAUUUGGAUCACGAUGAGGAUCUUGACAAUGACAUCCAUAGGAAUGAAGUAUCAUGGGGUCUCGAAGCUUUGACAGUGCCUGUUCACGAUGAAAAUUUUGACAAUGAUAUCCAUAGGGAUGAAGUAUCAUGGGAUCUCCAAGCUUCAACAGUGCCUAUGCAUGAUGAAAAUCAUGUGGAUAAUACACAACAGGAGUCGUUACUUUCAGAGAGGGACAUGGACUCAUCUGAACAAAGUAAGCGUCCACCCGAGAUGCCGUCAACCUCUCUACAUUCUAAAAAGCCAAGGAUGACGUCAGAUGAAGGCAUGGCUGAUGUUCUUCGUGAGAUGGCUGUUGCAGUUACAUCAAUCUCAAGUAAGAAGAAAGAGAAUGAUGACUCCAUUUUAACAGAAAAAGUAAUUGAAGUGCUUCAGGCCAUACCAGACAUAGAUGAAGACCUCUUAUUGGAUGCAUGUGAUCUUUUGGAGGAUGAAGUAAAAGCAAAGACGUUUUUGGCAUUGGAUGCUAAAUUACGAAAGAAGUGGUUGACGAGGAAGCUUCGUCCGUAGUGUUCUUAUUGUAUGUCAGUUUUGGAUGUCUAAGAUCUUUCAACUGCAGUGAUGUACAUUUUUUUUGCCUUGCAUAUUGAGGUGCAUCAAUCAAUUUGAUCACUUGUGGGCUUUGGAUAUUUGUGAUCUAUCAAACUGGCUGGUGAUGAGUGGUGGCUGCUUACCAAAACACUAACUACUUAGUAGAAGCUAGUCGACAGAAUUAAUCAAUUAGUCUCUGAGAGUAUAGAUGACUUGAGGAUGACAAGGAAAUUGGCAACAGAACACUAAUCUUCUGCUUCUUUGAGCAGCGAGCAUCACUCAAAAACUUGAGUGGGUGUCGCUAGAAACUCAGAAGAGGGAGAUAGAGAUCAAUGCAUGGAUCUAAAGGAGACCUGGGUAACUCCUCUAGAUAUAAUCUCAAAUUCAUUGCUUGUUGACUUCAAUAACUUCUUGGAAACAGGCUGUGUACAUUCUUUAUUUGUCCCUCCCAGACCCUGCAGUAACGGGAGCCUCGUGCAUUGAACCACUCGUUGACUUCAAUAACUUCUGCUCACUAUUUUCAUUUCCUGGCAACCUAUUACUGUUAGCAUACCUUUUGUUUACUCUUGAAUUGCUUGAGCUUACCUUAUUUCUUGAAAAUGAAGAUAAUGUUUCUCAA
Messenger RNA from Macadamia integrifolia, 3050 nucleotides. RefSeq names its product L10-interacting MYB domain-containing protein-like. The transcript is spliced from 7 exons. The coding region runs from base 956 to 2410 and encodes 484 amino acids. NCBI's taxonomy places the organism in Eukaryota, Viridiplantae, Streptophyta, Magnoliopsida, Proteales, Proteaceae. The record is from RefSeq and is a predicted model, not a curated record.